Molecule: messenger RNA, 2497 nt
Organism: Zeugodacus cucurbitae (melon fly)
Lineage: Eukaryota; Metazoa; Arthropoda; Insecta; Diptera; Tephritidae
Gene: Pp2A-29B
Product: serine/threonine-protein phosphatase PP2A 65 kDa regulatory subunit
Exons: 10
Coding region: 214-2121 (635 amino acids)
Biological process (GO): protein dephosphorylation
Cellular component (GO): cytoplasm; protein phosphatase type 2A complex
Molecular function (GO): protein binding; protein phosphatase regulator activity
Source: RefSeq, a predicted model, not a curated record
CCUACGUGCAUACAUUCGGAAUACGACCCUCCUUCGGGUUUACAUCAAUCGUAAGAAAGCAUAAGAAUUUAGUCUGAAAAUUUUUCGGUGAAUUUCUUGAACAAAUUUCACAGUUCCAUUUAACUGAAUAAAUAACAGAGAACGACAUUAUACAAAUUGUGCAACAGUACAAUAAAUUUGACUUCUUCAAGCGAAAAUUGAACUUGUGAAAAAAUGGCAGCGAGCGACAAAUCUGUCGAUGACUCCCUCUACCCGAUCGCUGUACUAAUCGAUGAGUUGAAAAAUGAGGAUGUGCAGUUACGUUUGAAUUCUAUUAAAAAAUUGUCGACAAUUGCUCUUGCGCUGGGCGAAGAGCGUACACGUUCUGAGCUGAUACCAUUUUUGACCGAAACAAUCUAUGACGAAGAUGAAGUGCUUUUGGCACUGGCCGAUCAACUCGGCAAUUUUACAAGUUUGGUGGGUGGACCAGAAUAUGCUAUGUAUUUAAUACCUCCAUUGGAGAGCUUAGCAACAGUUGAAGAAACUGUUGUGCGUGACAAAGCUGUGGAAUCAUUACGUACAGUGGCAGCAGAACAUAGCGCUCAAGAUUUGGAAAUACACGUUGUACCAACAUUGCAACGUUUGGUCUCUGGUGAUUGGUUCACUUCACGCACCUCAGCUUGUGGACUCUUCUCGGUUUGUUAUCCAAGAGUUACACAACCCGUUAAGGCCGAAUUACGUGCAAACUUCCGUAAGUUGUGUCAAGAUGAAACGCCAAUGGUACGUCGUGCUGCUGCAAGCAAAUUGGGAGAAUUCGCAAAAGUUGUUGAAAUUGAAUAUCUCAAGUCAGAUUUAAUACCGAAUUUUGUGCAGUUGGCGCAAGAUGAUCAGGACUCUGUGCGUUUGUUGGCCGUAGAAGCCUGUGUUAGCAUCGCCCAAUUGUUACCUCAAGAAGAUGUAGAGCAUUUGGUUUUACCUACUCUACGUCAAUGUGCCAGUGAUUCAUCCUGGCGAGUUCGAUAUAUGGUGGCAGAAAAGUUUGUAGACUUACAAAAGGCUGUUGGGCCCGAAAUUACACGUGUUGACUUGGUGCCCGCUUUUCAGUAUUUGCUGAAGGAUGCCGAAGCUGAAGUUCGUGCUGCAGUCGCUACAAAAGUAAAGGAUUUCUGCGCUAAUCUUGACAAAACAAACCAAGUUCAGAUUAUUAUGAAUUCAAUAUUGCCAUAUGUGCGCGAUUUGGUAUCAGAUCCCAAUCCUCAUGUCAAAUCUGCUUUGGCGUCAGUAAUUAUGGGUUUAAGUCCUAUGUUGGGUGCAUACAACACCGUCGAGCAUCUUUUGCCCUUAUUCCUUACACAACUUAAAGAUGAAUGCCCAGAAGUUCGUUUAAAUAUAAUAUCAAACUUGGAUUGCGUCAAUGACGUCAUCGGUAUUCAACAACUGUCACAGUCGCUAUUGCCAGCUAUCGUUGAAUUAGCUGAAGAUUCGAAAUGGCGUGUGCGUUUAGCAAUUAUUGAGUAUAUGCCCGCUUUAGCCGGUCAAUUGGGGCAAGAAUUCUUCGAUCAAAAACUGCGUGGCUUAUGCAUGGGUUGGCUGAAUGAUCAUGUGUACGCUAUACGUGAAGCAGCCACUUUGAAUAUGAAGAAGUUAGUUGAACAAUUUGGUGCCCAAUGGGCUGAGCAAGCAAUUAUUCCCAUGAUCUUGGUUAUGUCACGUAAUAAAAACUAUUUGCACCGUAUGACUUGUCUGUUUUGCUUAAAUAUGCUCGCUGAGGUUUGCGGCACAGAUAUCACAACCAAGUUGUUGCUACCCACAGUACUAUUGUUGGCCGCAGAUCCAGUAGCCAAUGUGCGAUUUAAUGUGGCAAAAACACUACAGAAAAUUUCACCUUUCCUUGAAGCUAGUGUUAUCGACUCACAGGUGAAACCCACCCUUGAGAAGCUAAAUGCUGAUCCAGAUGUCGAUGUAAAGCAUUUCGCAUCCGAAGCGAUUGCGGGCAUAGCUGCAGAAAUGGAAUUAGACAUAUUUAGAAGUGUUAUACCACCAGUUGAGGGUAAAGUGAAUUCUGCAGCCUUAAUGGCUAAACUGGCUGUACAGCCGCCAACAGAAAGUACCGUAGAGGAAGCAGACGCAUUUAAUUCGUAAUCACUUAAAAUUCAACAUUUUCAUUUCAAAUUUUUUAUCAUUUUUUUAAUUUAGCCGAAGUAAAAAAUGGCAAGGAUUAAAUAAUAGUGGUGGCUCAAAACUUUAAACAUCAACGCGAAAUCAACAUGCAUUAAGAGCUGUUUUAUUGAAUAUAUAUAUGCAGAUUAUUACUGUGCGAAGCAAAUGAUAAGAAUAUUACAUAUUUAAGCAUUACAUCAAAUUAUAAACAAACAAACAAAAAAAAACUACAACAAGAAAACGGAUUGCACACAAUCUUUAUUAUUUAAAAUAAACUGAAAAAGAAUAUCAAUUGUAAGAAGUAGUUCACUCAAGUGCAUACAAUAAUACAAAUAAAAUUAACUUUACAUUGAUGUUA